This is a messenger RNA of Symbiodinium necroappetens, 981 nucleotides long. The record is from the annotation of a GenBank genome assembly. Lineage: Eukaryota; Dinophyceae; Suessiales; Symbiodiniaceae.
GACGGCCACCAACCAGCCGUGGUGGAUGGUGGCGAAAUUGCCACUCGCGGGGCACCAGAUGAACUGGAGGCCGACAACUCCAUUGAAGCGAUCUUAGCACGGAGCCGGCGGAAAGAGCUGGUGGCACGCGUCCGGCGCUUGGGCAGCCACGGGAACGGGUCGAGGCAGUCGGAAGAAGAGUUGCACUUGCUGAUCGUGUCGGUUGCAGAUUUCCAAGUGGUCAAUUUCGGCCAGAUGCCAGAUGUGUUGGAACGGCCGUUCCCAACGAUGCUGAUUCUCUUCCAUCCAGCGACAUUCGCCUCAAAAGUGUUCGUGCCUGCGCUGCGGGACCUAGAAGGCUUGCUGCGCAAGGCUGAGAUUCCUGUGAGCAUCACGGCUUUGGACCUGACCGCCUCGCCGCACACCAAGUGCGUGCAAGAGGAGAGAGAGGACUCCAAGCCUGGCCGAAAGAAAACAACGCCGGGAGGGACUGAUGUAGCCCGGAAGGCCGUUGCGCCGCACAUCCAGCUUAUCCUGCCGAGAUCCAUGGAUGGAGAGGCCGGAGUGGUCGACUACGACGGUGUAUGGGACGCGCGGUCAUUGGCAAAGGCAGCAUGCGGCAUGCUCCCCAGCGUACGUCUGAGACACAAAGUUUCACACAGACUUGGGUUUUUGGCCAUGGAGCUUCAGAACACCUUCCUCGGCUGCAAGAAGGAGGAGCUUCCUGCGCACAAGCGGUCCUUGAGUUUGCCGCCGCGGCCUAGCAAAGCCUGCGUUGAAGGCGAUGCGGAGAUCCAGAGCUAUGUGAGAAAUCUGGGACACCGUGCCCUUCAGCUUCAACCGCUGGUAGUACGCAGCUGCGGCACCAGCUUCGUUGCCUCAAUGUCUGUUUGCCAGGGGAAUUUUAAGCGGCGGCAGGUUAACUGUCAACAGUUGACAGGUGCAGCAUUCGUUGUAGCUACUUCGAAAAUCGCUUGGAAUGCUGCAUGGAGGCCAGUGUGA